This is a messenger RNA of Pecten maximus, 777 nucleotides long. RefSeq lists its product as uncharacterized. The record is from RefSeq and is a predicted model, not a curated record. Gene Ontology annotation, cellular component: lysosome; extracellular region. Gene Ontology annotation, molecular function: calcium ion binding. Bases 67 to 720 code for a protein of 217 amino acids. Lineage: Eukaryota; Metazoa; Mollusca; Bivalvia; Pectinida; Pectinidae. The transcript is spliced from 5 exons. Gene Ontology annotation, biological process: cell-matrix adhesion.
AGCAGUAGACAAGUAUACACACUAGAUAACUAAUGUUAUCUCAUCAGCGGAAGUAAGGUAUAUAUCAUGGCUACUUUGCUGUCCAUGUUGUUGUUGUUCUCACUUCUCGUACUCACUACAGCUUCGGUCAAGCCGCAAUGUUGUAUGUACGACCAAUGGGAGGGCGUGCUAUUCUUUGGGUACGCAUCAUCGGGGCUCCAGGAGUUUACGUUCUGUAACGGGACAGCCCGGGUGUCAUACGACCUUGUCAACGCCAUGACGUUUGUCAACUUUGAUAUUUACAAACGGUCAACUUCGUCUCCGAUUUCUUUGACAAGUGCCAUCGUUAUAUCUCAUUUCAAUACGGGUGUGAAGUAUACGAUAUCCACAGCGAAUAAGACAUGUGAGAAAACGCCACUUUCGACAACAAAGAUGACUACGUAUUGUGCAUCAGAAUUUCAGGAAAGUAAAAGUCAUCCAAGAGGAUCAAUCGGUGGAUCAAUGCCGGUGAAAAAUGUGGAUAUUCUUGAGGAAACAAUCUAUUCCACAAUAUACCAAGACAACUCUAACUGUAUGCCGUUGUUUGCAUCUGGUAUCUUGAAGGCUCCCGGGGUAGGAAUAGAGGGUGCUGUUGAUUUCCUCGAUCUACAAGAGGGCAUCAAAGACCGAAAAAUAUUCACUCCGCCAUCGUAUUGUCCAGAACAAAUGUCAAAGGAAAAUGACGAAGAAUCUUUCUUUUGACUCUGCAGUCUUUUUCAUAAAAAUAAAAAAUAAACAUAUUUUUCCUGUUAUGCCUCU